Molecule: messenger RNA, 1023 nt
Organism: Penicillium olsonii
Lineage: Eukaryota; Fungi; Ascomycota; Eurotiomycetes; Eurotiales; Aspergillaceae
Source: the annotation of a GenBank genome assembly
AUGGUUCUCUUAACAUCCUCCACGGUCUCGACCAUUGUGUCGAUGGGAGUGAUCUGCAUAUUCACCACGUUGUUGUUCAUCUCCGGCUAUGUCUUACAACAGCAAUCAGUCAAGAACAUCCAGCAUGCUUUGAAGCCCCAGGAAGCCGCCCAAAUGGCCAGGUAUGGUCCGGGUCCCGCAUUCCAACAGAAACGCAGAUCGAACGGGGACGAUCUGAGCGACGGCUCUCCACAGCAUCCCGUUUCCGGGAACUACGCCUACCUGCAGCUAUUAUCUGAGCCAGAUCCCUCAGACAUAUGCUCAGCCAUUCUCUUCUUCAAACAGCUAUCCACCAAUGGGACCGCCGUGCAAGACCGACUCUUCGUGUAUCCGGAGCAAUGGGACCGAAUGUCGGCGCAGAAACUGGGCAAGUCCACCACGCUAGCGUUGUCGAUAUUGCGCGCCGCCAGCUCAAAGUACAACAUAUGGCUGCUUCCCAUCGACAUGUCAGCAGCUACAGCCGCAGGAUACACAACAACCAAUAGCAAGCUACUGCGACUGGCUCAGAUCCAGUUCAUGCAGUAUGACAGUGUCCUGUACGUGCAGACGCCAGGGCUACUAAUGGACACGGGCAAGCUGGAUGAUAUGUUCUUAUCCCGUCCGCUGCCUCUGCGCCACGAUAAGAAUCGGCCCGAGUCCUAUAAUAACGAGGCGUGGAUCCCGAUGCCACUCCGUGCAAAUCGGGACGUCCCGCUGCCCCCUGCAUAUUUGAUUACGGUCAAUAACAUAGAGAACGGGAACGUGGAAGCAAGAACACAUAUCCCGAAUGUUGCAUUGUCUGGUUUUGGUGGCCUCGUGGCUGGACCGCGACAAGCCGAGCUGGCGAAAUCUGUUGGCGAUGAGCCUGGUUACGUGUAUUUUGAAAGUGAUCGCGAUGGGCGUGUGAAAUGGGCGGGAAACCCUUACUUUGGCACCUGGCGGGCUCAACAAGCCGAGGUUUGUGAGGGCUUGGAUCUUGACGAGAUCAUUCAUGAUGAGCAAUGA